AUGGGUAUCAAGCCAGCUGGCGAGCCGGGCAAGGCCUGGCCCGCCAUUCUCAUCGGCUUCUUCGUCGCCUUCGGUGGUCUGUUGUUCGGAUAUGACACCGGUACUAUCAACGGCAUCCUUGAGAUGUCUUACUGGCAACGUCUGUUCAGCACCGGUUACGUUAACACCAAGGGCAACCUCGAUGUUUCUCCCGACCAAGAGUCCGCCAUCGUCUCCAUCCUCUCUGCCGGCACCUUCUUCGGCGCUCUCGCUUCUCCCUUCCUCGCCGAUACCAUUGGACGUCGCAUGGGUCUUGCUGCCUCCACCUGGGUUUUCAACCUUGGUGUUGUCCUCCAGACCAUUGCCGUUGACAUCCCCGUCUUCCUUGCCGGUCGUUUCUUCGCCGGUUUCGGUGUCGGUCUGAUCUCUGCUUUGGUUCCUCUCUACCAGUCCGAGACUGCUCCCAAGUGGAUUCGUGGUGCCAUUGUCGGUGCUUACCAGUGGGCCAUCACAAUCGGUCUGCUGUUGGCUGCCAUCGUGAACAAUGCCACCCACCUUCGCCAGGACACUGGUUCUUACCGCAUCCCCAUCGCUGUUCAGUUCGCCUGGUCCAUCAUCCUCUUCGCCGGCAUGCUGGUGCUUCCCGAGACCCCCCGCUUCCUUAUCAGAAAGGGCCGCAUGGAGCGCGCCGCCAACGCCCUGUCCAGACUUCGCCGCCUCCCUGAGACCGAUCCGGCCAUCGCCGACGAGCUUGCCGAGAUCAAGGCCAACCACGACUUUGAGAGCAGCGUCGGCUCUGCCAGCUACCUUGACUGCUUCAAGCCCCCUGUCCUGAAGCGUCAGUUCACCGGCAUGGCCCUCCAGGCCCUCCAGCAGCUCACGGGUAUCAACUUCAUCUUCUACUACGGCACUCAAUACUUCCAGAACUCUGGAUUCUCCAACGGUUUCGUCAUCGGCAUGAUCACCUCCUCCAUCAACGUCGCUUCCACCAUUCCUGGCAUGUACGCUGUUGACCGCUGGGGUCGCCGUCCUCUUCUCCUGUGGGGCGCCAUCGGCAUGUGUAUCUCGCAGUUCCUUGUUGCCAUGCUCGGAACUUUGACUACCAGCCAGGACGACGCCGGCAACAUCAUCGUCCUCAACCUCCCCGCCCAGAAGGCCGCCAUUGCAUUCGUGUGCAUCUACAUCUUCUUCUUCGCCUCUACCUGGGGUCCCCUUGCCUGGGUCGUCAACGGCGAGAUCUUCGGCCUCAAGACCCGUGCCAAGUCCCUCUCGCUCUCCACUGCCACCAACUGGCUCCUCAACUGGGCUAUUGCCUACUCCACCCCCUACCUUGUCAACUACGGCGACGGCUAUGCCAACCUCCAGUCCAAGAUCUUCUUUGUCUGGUUCGCCGCCUGCUUCCUCUGCAUCGCCUUCGUCUACUUCUUCAUCUACGAGACCAAGGGUCUCUCUCUCGAGGAGGUCGAGGAGCUCUACAACGAGGUCAGCGUUGCCAGCAAGUCUGUUGGCUGGCGCCCGUCCACCACCUUCCUCGAGCGCAGUGGCGCUGAGGGCAACAAGGCUGUUCCCAACAGCGAUGGUGACAUCACUCACCACGAGAAGACCGUCGGCGCUUAA
Molecule: messenger RNA, 1596 nt
Organism: Colletotrichum chrysophilum
Lineage: Eukaryota; Fungi; Ascomycota; Sordariomycetes; Glomerellales; Glomerellaceae
Exons: 2
Coding region: 1-1596 (531 amino acids)
Biological process (GO): carbohydrate transport; transmembrane transport
Cellular component (GO): membrane
Molecular function (GO): carbohydrate:proton symporter activity
Source: RefSeq, a predicted model, not a curated record